Molecule: messenger RNA, 2324 nt
Organism: Mizuhopecten yessoensis (Yesso scallop)
Lineage: Eukaryota; Metazoa; Mollusca; Bivalvia; Pectinida; Pectinidae
Exons: 7
Coding region: 102-1166 (354 amino acids)
Source: RefSeq, a predicted model, not a curated record
UGUUGUCUGUCCCGUACUCGUGUCAUAACCUGAACGUGGAGUGUUGUGAGAGAGUGAUCUGCACGAGUAUUUACAUACUCACGCCACCCCGUGUGUCCUAUAUGUACGCGCACGUCACCACCCUGAUUCACUUCACACUAUGCUGCCGAGCAGGACGGACAGUGUAUAUCCUUCCCAGGUCCCUGAAUUUUGAAAAUGAAACUCAUGGCAAUGGGAAUUCCCAAGCAACAAGACAAAUGAAAACCAUUGACGUCACAACUUCGGCCAGUGUUCUAUUUGGACUGACCAACAUGAUUCUGACAGAGAUGGUCAGUCACGACAUACUUGAUGAUCCAGACAUCGAGAAGAUCUACAGAAAUACCACCUCGAUGCUGACGUUUUUAAUACGUACUAAUUUCUCUGGCCGCCCUGACAUCGCCCUUACGUAUCAUCCGUCCGAAUUCCAGUUAUAUUGGUCGGUCGCCAGGACGCUGUCGAUUCUCCGUCGUCAUAUAAUGAGACACGGACUGUAUCACCAGGCACUGGUAGCUGUUAUGUUAGAGCUAAAGGAAGUCUUACAGGGACCCUGUACCGACAGACUUUUGAGUAUUGCGACCACAGUCGGACCUGGUCAGGUGUAUUUCGAAGAUUACAAUAUGAACAGAGAGACGAGACUGUUCAGCACGGCUAUGGCUAUGCUCACCAUACUGUCGAGCUGGACAGUGUUUGACGAGGGCUCUGGCUACCUAGUGUGGGAGGAAUAUACACCAGCCGAUUUAAUAGUCACGAUGGAGCGAGCAGCAACGUGGUUAAACCGUUACAUCCUCGGUGAAAAAUACAGACCUGGAAAUGAAUUGUUGUCUUGGCAACGGCGUGGAGUACAUCUUGACACAUUCCCUGCUAACGUAUGUCUGUAUGAGAACGGGACCGCUUCACCAAUCACGCCACAAUUCCCCUGUGAUGAUCCACUAAACUCUACCCGGGCAGUCCAGGGCGUGGUCUCGGCGGAGUGGUACCAGGAUCAGCUGACGGGUGGUAAAACUGUAGAACGUGGUCAUGGCUACGGUGAUGCUACCAGUGAAAACCUUAUUUGGACGUCAAAGGCUCUCACGUACGCUACAUCAAUGUAUGCUCUGUCGUGUCAUCACAACACCAUUGCAUAUGACGAAGCCUACAGAAAGACGUAACCAUGUCAACUCUGACGACGGACGCCUACAAGUUGACAUAACUUUAUCGAAUAUAUGACGACGCUUUCGUGAGGACAAAACAAGAUUGACUAUGACUACGCUUAAAUGUUGAGAUAACAACAUUGACAAUGACAUAGCCUGCAUUGAGGACAUACUUAAAUUGACAAUGACACCUAAAAGAGGACACAAUAGCAUAUAUAUAGUGGAUAUCUAACAGUGUCUUCAGUUAUACCAAAUAUAUUUCACGAGUGUGGCUAAUAUUUUGAUAUAUUUUACGACUGCACAGCAUAGAAAGUUUAGAAAAAGUCCCGUCAUAUCAACUCCGAUCACUUUGUAUUGUUGAUAAGCGCCGAAUCUACAAUGGUCGAGAGUUGGGGAAAUCCAGAGUUGUUUUGUCUUCACUUAUCCUGAUGAUAAAAUAACAACACCACCUGUGUAAGGUAUACUUAUGUCCCCGGUUCUAUUAUACUUUCUGCCAAUCGCUUAGCCCAAUUUUGGACUUGGAGACGCUGACACCGCGUCUCAUUUGACACGAGUGUUCUCCGAUCAAAUAGUUAGAAUCGCUGACUUGCAUAGUCUGCUUGCUUUCAUGAAAAUUAAAGUCAACUGUGAAAUUAAACGUUGUGUUUCCCCCAGAAAAAAACUCCCCCAUGAUAGGUAACAUAUCAGAUGUCUCAGACGGAUUUUUCUCGAGGCCUGCGUAUAGUUUAGCUAACCAGGCUUUGACCAGAUGGUCCACUUGCAAUUUUUCCAGUGGUAGUAUUUAAUCAGUGUAUUGAUGGUCAAAUAGCAAAUGUGAUAAUCACUUUUAUAGAAUGAAUAAUUUUCAAUACUUCACUGGUAAAAAAAGUAAUAAAUUCAAAAUGCAAUCACGAAGACUACAUCGCUUAUGACGACACCAUUAUGUCGACAUGAUGACAUUUAUUUUUUACGACGCCUACAGCCAAAAUGAGACACAAUCAACGUGACAUUGAAGUAACGAACUGUCAGACUACAGUUUAGUAUUAUCUAUGUUUUGUACAAAUAAUUACCAUGUCUGUAGGUAUUUAUUUUAUAUUUUAUAAUAUAGUUGAUAUUAUCAAAUGUACGUUACGAGAGAGGUGUAUUACAUAUUAUAUACAGAUAAUAUACAAUUAUAUCUGGUAGAUGAAUAAAAUA